ACGUUAAUAUAUGAAAAGAGGGCGCAAAACUUCCCGCUUUAAGGAGGAGAAACGGCACCGUUUUGGGGCUCUUCAGAGGUCAUAAUGUUCACUGAAACUCCCAGGAAACCCUAACGGGUGACGAGACAAAGCAUCUCUGUUACUCGAACUUGAGGCAACGAUGAAAUUUCGGUUGUCCCAACAUGUUCCAAUGUUCCCUCCCUAUUCACACGCCGGCCAUGUUCACAUCCACCGCCGGUUCUUCUCUUGGUACGCCAAGCAGUUUCCAACAACGUCGCAAGCUCGCGCUUCUGUCAGCGGCGGCAAUAGCGAUUCUCAAGGUAACGCUUUUCUGUUGCCCGGUGCAACAGUGGCUACUCUACUCAUGCUUGGGGCUCUUCAUGCUCGACGGCUCUACGAUGACAAGAAGGUUGAAGAUGCACGGGAGAAAGGGGUUGAAUUUGAGUUCCAACCAGAUGUAAAAGCUGCAUUUCUGAGAAUGCUACCUUUGCGAUCUAUUUCUAGAGUGUGGGGCUUCUUGACAAAUGUGGAAAUUCCAGUUUGGCUGCGUCCACAUGUUUAUAGAGCAUGGGCUCGUGCGUUCCGCUCAAACCUAGAAGAAGCAGCUCUGCCCCUCGACGAAUAUGCUUCUUUAAGGGAUUUCUUUGUUCGCACCUUGAGAGAAGGUUGCAGGCCUAUUGACCCUGAUCCUUAUAGCCUGGUUAGUCCUGUGGAUGGUACUAUUCUUAGAUUUGGGGAGUUGAAGGGUGCAGGGGCUAUGAUUGAGCAAGUCAAAGGAUUUUCCUACUCUGUUUCAUCUCUUCUUGGUGCUAGUUCUUUGCUUCCAAUUAUAGCUGAGGGCCAUACCCAAGAUGAUAGCAGUACAAUUGAGCAGGAAAGCAGUCAGAGAGAAAAGAGUAAGAAGUCAUGGUGGCGAAUUUCAUUGGCUUCUCCUAAAGUCCGGGAAACUGUUUCUGCAUGUCCAAUGAAAGGCCUCUAUUACUGUGUAAUAUACUUGAAGCCAGGAGACUAUCAUCGCAUACACUCACCAGUUGAUUGGAAUGUUCUUGUUCGACGGCAUUUUGCAGGUCACCUUUUUCCUUUGAAUGAACGUGCUACAAGAACAAUUAGGAAUCUUUAUGUCGAGAAUGAAAGGGUUGUCCUUGAAGGUCUAUGGCAACAAGGAUAUAUGGCAGUUGCAGCAAUUGGUGCAACAAAUAUUGGAUCAAUUGAGCUUUUCAUAGAACCAGAACUUCGGACAAACAGGCCAAGAAAAAAGUUAUUACACUCAGGGCCUCCAGAAGAAUGUGUGUAUAAACCUGAAGGGGUUGGUGUAAUGCUAAAAAAGGGAGAAGAGGUGGCUGCUUUCAACAUGGGAUCAACAGUUGUGCUUGUUUUCCAAGCCCCCACAUUGAAAUCACCCAAGAACAGUAAUGCUUCAGAGUUCAGGUUUUCUAUUAGACGUGGGGACAGAAUUCGUGUAGGAGAAGCAAUGGGAAGAUGGCAUGAUUCAUGAGGGGUGUCAGAAAUGCAUCAGUUUCAUGAACUAGGAGAUGGAAUACCAUUGUUGUCAUCGGAGCAGCACUGGUAGUGUGAUUGGUUCGAAGCAUGUAACAUACCAACAUUGGUGGUGCUUUAUUAUUUGUUAUACUAUCAAGGAGAAAUCAUGGCGCUGAACUCACAAAUAGAAACCGUUAGCAAAGUUCAGCUUCAGAUGAAAAAUAUUCUUGGAAUCAACAGUGUAAGGGUCCUAUGAUUGUAAAUGGUGAUACAUGCCUUUCUAAUUUCAAUGCUAUAAUCUAUCAUUCCAUUCUUCAGACA
Theobroma cacao (cacao) is the source of this 1800-nucleotide messenger RNA. RefSeq names its product phosphatidylserine decarboxylase 1 (gene PSD1). Gene Ontology annotation, cellular component: mitochondrion. Lineage: Eukaryota; Viridiplantae; Streptophyta; Magnoliopsida; Malvales; Malvaceae. The record is from RefSeq and is a predicted model, not a curated record. Gene Ontology annotation, biological process: phosphatidylethanolamine biosynthetic process. Gene Ontology annotation, molecular function: phosphatidylserine decarboxylase activity.